Messenger RNA from Pogonomyrmex barbatus (red harvester ant), 3006 nucleotides. It is a transcript of the gene Uvrag, whose product is annotated as UV-resistance associated gene. The record is from RefSeq and is a predicted model, not a curated record. Lineage: Eukaryota; Metazoa; Arthropoda; Insecta; Hymenoptera; Formicidae. Gene Ontology annotation, cellular component: lytic vacuole; endosome. Gene Ontology annotation, biological process: SNARE complex assembly. Gene Ontology annotation, molecular function: SNARE binding.
CGCGUGAUCGAAUGACUUGAAUCACGACAUAAAAUGAUAAACCAGUCUCCGUGAUUAAUGCGUUUAUCAAUCGCUGAAUACAAAUUUAUUUGUUAUAUAAUGCAAAAAAUCGGCAUAACCUUUGUGCGAACGUAAAACUAUAAUUAUUUGUUAUGUAUAUAUCAUUUAUAUUAAUCGAUAUCGCCUCACAUUGAAACGUGAUUCUCUUCUCAGUUAAAUAAUACUAUCGCAGUACUAUGAAGUUACACGAUGGAGUUAUCCGAAUCGCAAAAUCUCGUUAAAGAUUUAGAUUUAACUCUUCAACCAAGGAUUGCCCCACGGUAUAAAACCUGGCUUCAUCUUGCCACACAACAGUUACGACUCAGAAGUUUAAUACAAAUAAUAGGCCAUAAUCUAAAAGCCAAUAUAAAUGGAGAAAUAUGUUGGUUUUAUUAUACAUUACAUAGAUCAAGUAUGUCGUCUCCGUUAUAUACGAGUGAACCAAUUGACAAUGCUAAUCCAAGAUGGUCUAGUCUCGAAGUACCAAUCCUGUAUGCCACAGGUUAUUCAACAGCCAGUGAGAUUAUCUUAAGAGUCUGGAAACGCUCAAUACCAUAUGAUAGAACAGCUGAUGUAACUCUCUUCACAUGGGGAAUAUCAUUUACAGGAUUGGCAUAUAUUGGUCCUAAGCUCCCAAUUAAUUUAGAAACCAUUUUAAAAGAAAAUUCUUUAAUAUUCCAUUUUAAUGGUGGAUAUUUUACUCCUCCAUACUGUUUUAUGAUAGCCCCAGAUUUGAAGCGUUAUCUUUAUAUGUCUAUAAGUACAUCUGAAGUCAAGAAUAGUUAUACAGUAAAUAAGCUUAGCAGUUUAAGGAGCAAAAUGCAGGCACUAAAGCAACAAACGGAAUCUGUACAAUCACUCAGAAUACGUAUUGCUUCGGGUGAUGAUUUUCACAUUCCAAAGUACCCACAGUCAACUUUGAAUAGACUAUUGCAACCACGAAGAAUCAAUAGGGAAAAAAAGUUGGAAAUUAUAAGAAUACGUAAAGAGCUAGAAAUAGCUAAAUUUAGAACAAAAUUGCUGGAGCAAGAAAGAGCGCGAAAAAUGGGAGAAAUUCGUGUACUGAACCAAUUACAUACCAAUAUUCUAGAAGAAAAUCAAGAUCAUGGCUCCGAUUUAAUGGAAAGGUAUAGACAACUAAAUAAAGACAUAGAAAGAUUGAAUGAAUGGCGACAAAAUCAUAUUGAUACAAGGGAAACAUAUUUGCAAAUGAGUAAUCAACUUGCACAGAGACGACGACAAUUAAUCUCAGAAUUAUAUUUGAUAUAUCCAAUUAAACAGGAUAGUGCCGGAAAAUUUAGAAUAAAUGAUGUUUAUUUGCCAGAUAGUGAAGAAUUAGAAUUGUCGAAUGACACACAAGUAGCUGUGGCAUUAGGUUUCGUUGCACAUACAACACAAAUGAUUGCAAAUUUUUUAAAUGUACCAACCAGAUAUCCCAUUAUACAUUACGGCUCACGCAGUAAAGUUAUAGAUCAUAUCACAGAUAGUUUACCUGAUAAUGACAGACAAUUUCCAUUGUUUGCUCGAAGCAAAGAUAAACUGCAAUUUCAUUAUGCUGUGUACCUAUUAAACAAAAACAUAGCACAACUUCGAUGGUAUUGCGGCCUUCCAACCAUUGAUUUAAGAGCAACAUUGCCAAAUCUCGCUACGCUAAUUAAUAUUAAGCCCAAUCAGACACAUCUCGACGAUUCAAAACGAACAUUUUCUACCUCAUCUUUGGAUACUGAAGGUGGUAAUGGUAAACAGAAUUCAUCUCUCACAUCAUCACUGCAAAAAAUUAUUUUUGAAAAAUGCCAUCGUUCUUCUCGGUCAAUGAGUCAAUUAAAGAAUAUAAAAUCAUCUCUUGGAUCUUCUUUGGAUCAAGGUUUAGACAAACCUAUGCAAUCACUUGUGCUGGGUAGACAAUCAAAGCGAAUUUGUAAAUCAGAAGAGAGUGCUAUCGACAAUAAGACUUUGAUGCUGGUUAAAGAUAGAUCAAGUAAUAGUAGUAACGAAACAUUAAACAGUGCCAUUCUGAACAAUAUUGAUAACAUAACUCUUAAGGAUAAAGAUGAUUUCGAAAUUAGUGAUAAGAUCGUUAUUGAAAGCAACAUCGAGAUUAUGAUACCUGUAUCAGUUUCUAAAGUGAGGAAUGUCGCGGAUAGCUUGGAAAGUUCCGUGAAUGCUCGAGACAGAAGCUCUAAUUCUAUAAGUAGCUGCGAAAUGGCUCUUGGUAAUAGCCAGAACGAUGUAGAUGAGAGUUCAAACGGUAACCAUGUUAGAAGAGAAAAAGUCGACGAUAAUUUAUUUUCAAUCGAUGAAAGUUUGAGAAAUAUCAAGGAUGUGAUAGACAGCGCGCUAAGAAAUGGUGAACACAAUAAAGAACAUAAUUCCAAAGACAAUGUUUCGCAAAAUUACAACAUAAAUAAUGUAAUUAUCAGUGAACAAAAUAACAAAAAUGUUUACGAACGAGAUCCAUUUAUGGAAACCAUCUAUAAUAGAGAACGUUUUGCUAAAUCGUGCUCAUCUUUGGAUGAUGCAUGCACUUUCGAAGAAUCCAAACAAAAACAAAGAACAAAUUCCAUUUGCAGUUAUACAGAAAAAUAUACAAAAAAUACGAUUUCAUUACGACAGAAAUAUAGUUCUGAAUCUAGAGAGAAUAAAUCAGAUUAUCUUCAACAUGCUGAGAAUUGGUCUCAAGAUAUUGUAAGAAACAAACCAAAGGUUGAUCCGAAAUUAAUUGUAAGUACAUCACAAUCAGACUGCUGUUCAUAUGAUGAAGCAAAAAUGCAAUGUGACAUUCAGGCAUCGAGUGAAUAUAUAGAUAUCAUUAGACGCAGCUCAGAAAACGUGUGCGCGCGUACUGAAGCUUUAGCUAAUAAGACAACUAGUUUCAAAGUUAUGAAACCACGAUUUUAAUAUCUGCCUAUAUCAUAAGCUCUGUCUGAUAUGUACAAGUAUCAAAAUUUUCGAGCAUGUUCAGUUUAU